AAUAAAACUUACUCUCCCCAUCAACCGGUAGUUCACCGCAACUUUAUUGUUUGUGUUGAUGUCACAAUGCUUCCAUCAGUUGUGGUACAAGAGUACAAAGACUCGUUAAAGACGAAGGCAGAGCAGCUGUUACUUAAAGGUUUCCCGGAGAAAAUAGUUAAAUUGAAUGAGAUUUUGGCGACGCCAAACUUCUCAAACCGGGACUUGACUGAAGUGCACCAGGAGCUAAAUGUCGUGAUUCCGGAGCCAAUUGCUCUGAACCAUUCCGAAGAUGGACAUACGAAUAAGCGCAAGCGGGUGGAAAAUGAGGAGGACAGUACCAACAUCACUGGCACCAAGGUUAUGAUCCUUCCUAAUGGUCCUAUUCCAUGUAAUAAGCCACUCUGUGACAUGAUACGUAUUGUUAAGCCUUAUAUCAUUCAACUUCUUGAGGAUUCCAAUCUGCUGAAAAUGUGGAUAUCAUUCAUGAUCCCUAAAAUAGAAGACGGUAAUAACUUUGGAGUUUCUAUCCAAGAAGAAACACUUGGAGAGAUUCAAUCUGUUGAAAGUGAAGCUGCUGCUUUCUUUGAUCAAAUUUCAAGGUACUUUGUGUCAAGAGGAAAAAUACUGAGUAAAGUGGCAAAGUAUCCCCACAUCCUGGACUACCGACGAGCUGUGCAGGAGUUCGACGAGAAAGAGUACACGAGUUUGUGGCUAGUGAUGUGCGAGGUACGCAACCGCUACUGCUCACUACACGACCUGGUGAUCAAGAACCUGGAAAAAAUAAAACGGCCGCGUUCUUCCAACGCUGAGUCGCUGUAUUAA
Cotesia congregata is the source of this 804-nucleotide messenger RNA. NCBI's taxonomy places the organism in Eukaryota, Metazoa, Arthropoda, Insecta, Hymenoptera, Braconidae. The record is from the annotation of a GenBank genome assembly.